This is a messenger RNA of Hydatigera taeniaeformis, 249 nucleotides long. The record is from the annotation of a GenBank genome assembly. NCBI's taxonomy places the organism in Eukaryota, Metazoa, Platyhelminthes, Cestoda, Cyclophyllidea, Taeniidae.
GACUGGUUAUGUGCAAACAUAGUGGUGGUGAUGGUGCUGCUGCUGAACCUGUGCCUAGCCUUUCUCUUCAUAAAUCUUGUGAACAACGCCGGAAAGUUAGGUCCUCCAACAGCGCAGGUGACAGAGCUCUCACCGGAGGAGAAACGCGCUGCCGCUAGCGCCGCCGCUGAGGCUGUGCAAAAAGCGCUUCGUGCUGCCAAUGCAGCUUCGCGCUCUGCAACUUCGUCAGUCUCCCGGCCAAAAAGCUAA